UUUUUGAUAUGUAGAUCGUCAUAGGCUAUAGUUAUUUCAUAUUCUCGGAUUGACGCCUGGCGGUAUUUUUUAUUUGACUUUUGUUAACAGUGGUGAUCCAAAAAUGUCCGAGCCAUAUUGGCAGAAGAUGGGGGACAAGUGCACAGUGGUGAUCUCCGUUUGGCAAUGGCUAAGCUACGUCUCCGACAUUACAAACUUGUGCUGGUUUCUGGAGUCGGAAUUAGCGGAAGAGAUCAGACGCUUGCAUCAUUUGGUGGCCAACACUGAAACAGAAGGUCGUUACAUCGUGGUUGGUACUGGUUCAACACAACUCUUUCAGGCAGCGCUCUAUGCAUUAUCAUCUCCCGAUUCAGCAGAGCCAAUCAACGUCGUUUCAGCCGUUCCAUACUAUUCGUCUUAUCCGGCGGUCACAGAUUUCUUAAAGUUUGGGUUCUACAGAUGGGCCGGCGACGCAUACACGUAUAAAGGCGAUCAACCUUACAUAGAGCUCGUAACCUCCCCAAAUAAUUCAGAUGGGUUUAUUUGGGAAACGGUGGUUAACCGGAGCGGAGGGAAGCUCAUUCAUGACCUGGCUUACUAUUGGCCUUAAUAUACACCGAUUACAACUCUGGUAUAUCAUGAUCUCAUGCUAUUCCCCGGUAGAUCAUGAUCUCAUGCUGGGUCACACAGCUCAUUCAUGAUCUCAUGCUAUUCUCAAGGCCGUGUCUGAUAGUUGCAGACAAGACUUCUUUGACUAUGGAAGAAGCCUCAUGGCCAAGAGAUGGGAGCAUUUGAGAAAUGUUAUUUGUGUUCGGUUGAUCCGCCGAACUCGUGUUAACGGGCUGGGUGCAUUCAUUCAGUGCACCUUAUGGGUGCACAGAACACGGACUCUCCUGUUUUGAAUUGCGCUGAAGGGUAUAACAGUAUAAUAUUAUUAUUGUUUGGCUGACAUGGGGAGGUGUUGAAAAAAAUUCAUAUAUAUAUAUUUUUGACUGUAAU
Molecule: messenger RNA, 978 nt
Organism: Nelumbo nucifera (sacred lotus)
Lineage: Eukaryota; Viridiplantae; Streptophyta; Magnoliopsida; Proteales; Nelumbonaceae
Source: RefSeq, a predicted model, not a curated record